Messenger RNA from Trematomus bernacchii (emerald rockcod), 2358 nucleotides. RefSeq names its product solute carrier family 38 member 5b (gene slc38a5b). Lineage: Eukaryota; Metazoa; Chordata; Actinopteri; Perciformes; Nototheniidae. The transcript has 16 exons. The record is from RefSeq and is a predicted model, not a curated record. Gene Ontology annotation, biological process: L-glutamine transport; serine transport; L-histidine transmembrane transport. Bases 437 to 1849 code for a protein of 470 amino acids. Gene Ontology annotation, molecular function: glycine transmembrane transporter activity; L-glutamine transmembrane transporter activity.
GAGGCCCAGAGUGUAUGAGCGGACCAUACAGUCCAGUGAAUUACCCACAGAGCAAUCCAUCACCCGCGCCCUGAGAAAUACCUCACUUUUUUUUCUUGGAAAUGAAGAGGAGUGCUUCUAGAUAUGACAUCACAAGAAACUUGAAACCAACAUUUUCAGCAGCCCUCCCUGCUCACACAUUUGCUCCCCUCUCCCCGACCUCUCCCUGAGGCGCUUUGUGCUUCUCUGCGGGGCUCUAAGACACUCCAGUCCUGCCCAAACUACUCCUCUGAACGCAGGAUUUCACAGACCCUGCGUCUGCUCCGGACACCGAGCCAGGCCUGCUUCUGGAGCAGUGGUGAGUCUCUCCAUUCUUUGGGAUUUCCCCUUUCAACCUCUUUGUUUCAAAAGAAUCCUCUAUAUGACAGAAUAGGUCCGCCCGUGUCCCGGUCACAGUAUGGAGCUGCAGAAUCUGUCCAAUGGGAACUACCAUGAUGCUGCGGCACCUGUGGAGGGGGGAAUCCCACCAGAGGAAGAGAAGUUCCUGCCUCACAAGAGUGAUGGAUCCUCUCCUCAGUUCACAGACUUUGAGGGUAAAACCUCCUUUGGGAUGUCUGUGUUCAACCUGAGCAACGCCAUCAUGGGCAGCGGCGUUCUGGGUCUGUCAUACGCCAUGUCCAACACCGGCAUUGUGUUCUUUCUGAUCCUGCUGACAUGCAUCGCCUGCCUGUCCUGUUAUUCUGUCCAUCUGCUGCUGCGCAGUGCUGGAGUUGUGGGUAUUCGUGCCUAUGAGCAGCUGGGCCUGAGAGCUUUUGGUCAUCCAGGGAAGAUUGUAGCAGGGAUCGCCAUCACGCUUCAUAACAUUGGAGCCAUGUCCAGCUACCUGUUCAUCGUCAAAUCUGAGCUACCGCUGGUCAUCCAAGCCUUUCUUGACCAGACAUCCAGCUCUGGGGAAUGGUACAUGAAUGGAAACUACCUCAUCAUGAUCGUCUCCAUCUGCAUCAUCUUCCCACUGGCCCUGAUGAAACACCUGGGGUAUCUGGGUUACACAAGUGGCUUCUCUAUCUCCUGCAUGGUCUUCUUCCUGUCUGCGGUCAUCUAUAAGAAGUUCAAAAUCGCAUGCCCUCUGGAAGUGUUUGGCAACCACUCUGUGAACGCAGUCUUCCUGGAGGACACAUGCACUGCCAAAUACUUCACCAUCAAUCAAGAGACGGCGUAUACCAUCCCCAUCCUGGCAUUUGCUUUUGUUUGUCACCCUGAAGUGCUUCCCAUCUACACCGAACUCAGCAACCCAACCAAGAGAAGAAUGCAGAAUAUUGGCAAUGUCUCCAUCCUGGGCAUGUUCACCAUGUACUUCUUCACAGCCACAUUUGGAUACCUGACCUUCUUUGGGAACACUGAAGCAGAGCUGCUCCAUACCUACAGUAAGGUGGACCCCCUGGACACUCUGAUCCUGUGUGUCCGACUGGCCGUCCUGGUGGCUGUCACUCUGACCGUUCCUGUUGUCUUGUUUCCUAUCCGCCGGGCCCUCCUGGAGCUGCUGUUUCCAGGGAGGCCCUUCAACUGGAUCCGCCACAUCGCCAUCGCCCUCUGUCUGCUGUGUGUGGUCAACCUGCUGGUCAUCCUCGUUCCCAACAUUCGAGACAUCUUUGGCAUUAGUGGGGCAACCACUGCUCCCUGUCUAAUCUUCAUCCUACCGGGACUGUUCUACAUCCGGAUCAUCCCCACUGACCACGAGCCCAUGAACUCCAGACCAAAGAUCCAGGCUGCGUGUUUCACAGCAUUGGGUUUCAUAUUCAUGACCAUGAGCCUGACAUUCAUUGUGCUUGACUGGAUGAGUGGAGAGAAGCGAAACCUCGGCGGCCAUUGAAGUGCACCCCAAGCUUUAAAGCAAUCCUCCCUCAAGUCCUUUUGAUGGGAAGCCAGAUGGAACAUACUGCUGAAAGGCACGGCUCUUUGGUGGGACUGUUUGUAUUCAUCAUAAGGACAACCCAUUCCUCCACAGUGAUGAGAGGAGCCCAGUCUUGUUAUGUAGACCACCAAGGUUCAAAUAUACGGCACCACCAGGAUCCAUCACAGGUGGUGCUCCUCUGUACAGAUGAACAACAUGUUGAUCAUGGAAGCCCCUCAACCAUUAAAAACCUCAACUGAGGAUAAAUGUGGUGUCAAGUAACAGCAACAUUCAAACAUCUGUUUAAUUAUCAGCAAAGUUUGAUAGCAAAAAAGGAAUUGAAUAUGCAUGAAUUGCUUGUAGCAUACCAAAACUGUAUUGCUAAUGUGUGUUUGUGUGUGUACCGGUAUGUGUGUGUGUAUAGAUCAUUCACUGUCUAUCAGAGAAUUGCACAUACCAAAUAAACAGCAUAAGAGGGUGGAACCCAG